Molecule: messenger RNA, 822 nt
Organism: Cadophora gregata
Lineage: Eukaryota; Fungi; Ascomycota; Leotiomycetes; Helotiales; Ploettnerulaceae
Exons: 1
Coding region: 1-822 (273 amino acids)
Source: RefSeq, a predicted model, not a curated record
AUGCAUACCACACUCUUCACCCUCCCUCUCCCCGUCAUCCUCUUCCUCACAACAGCCCUCGCACUGCCCGCACCAAUACCAGCACCCGCCACCCCCAGCAUCCUAGAGUCCUACCUGGACUUCAAUGCAAUCCCCGCCAACGCCGAACUGAUCCCUCAUUCCGCCCUCACCAAACGCAAUCUCAACCUCAACUCCAACUCCCAAGCACCGCUCACACCCUCCCUCUCCUCUUCCUCAACCAAAAACCCACCACCGAAAAAGUCCUGCCCACCACCCCACCUCGACCCCUCCGAAAUCACCACCCUCGUCUCAUCCCUCACCGCCGAAAUGCUAUCCAAACACAGCCACGGCAUCGGAUUCCCGUAUUCGACUGAUACGCAUUGUUCGGGGAGCGUGGAGCUUACGGCGAGGAGUCCGGUCGUACGGAAAGUGGAGAGGGCAAGCGGAGAUGGGAUUAGCAAUGGAGAUGAGGGAGGAAGUGGGAAAGGAGAGUUCCAGUUUAAUGCGAAAUUAAAAAUCUUGCUCACGCCUAUGGGGAGUGAUAAUUACGGGAUGAAGAGGGCGCAUUUCGCUAGUUUGUUGAAGAGGGUUGCCGGGGCGGGGUUGGGAUUUGAGUUUGUUGGUGGUGGAGAGGACUCGAAGCUGGAGACAGAGGGCGAGGGUGGCCAAGGAAAGAGGGAGAGGGAUGGCUUGGUGGUUUGGGAUGAGGGAGAAGGGGAGAAGGAUGGGAGGAGAGGUGUGUUGGAGGGUGUUAGUGGAGAUGUUGGGUUUGUGGCGAGGUUGGUUGUUAGUCCGGUCUUGGGAGGUGGGUGUUUGGCUUAG